GCACGUCACACGGAAGUGCAAGCACACAUAUACAUGAUGUGAAACUUAGCAAGAUUCUUGAUUUUCUUGUUUCAACCGGGUCCAGUCGCUGCGAAUACAUUUUGGCACACGUUUGUGGCAGAAUCAACCCCGGCUCUCUUCGCUUUACGGAAUCGUCGGCGUUGCUGCCCAGACAAAUCCACGGGACAGCUGUGAUGAAGCACGGAUGCCGCACAGAAGAAAACGUCUCGCUUUUCUGCACCUGAAAUCCGAUCAUGAAUUCUCCCGAAGACCGCGAGUGCCCGGAAUACAAUCGAGAGUGUGUGGACCACGAGCCCUCUUCAUCUGUCCGCAUCGAUGGCAACGACGAUGAGACAGCAGCCUUGCUGUCAUCUGGGAUUUCUCCAGUCUCCAUAAGGACCUGCCACGUGUCAAAGGAGCGGCGAACCUUCUGCCUCUUUACCUUUUUCAAUUGCAUUUUCAUCGUCAUGCUGUGGUUGAUUAUGGUCAGCAUUAAAAGUUCCCAGAUAGGUUUCAGUUAUCCAGAAGUUGUACUCGAAGAGAUGUUACAGACUGAUGUGAGCAAAACAUCGUUUGACAUAAUUUGGCUGGCAAUUUUCCGGGCCUCAAUGCUGCUGCUGGCGUAUGCGACGUGCAAAUGUAAAUCCAGGUUUCCUGUCGCGUCUACAACAUGUAUUACAAGUGGAUAUGCCGUUUUCAAGAUAUUGUAUACGGAUUAUUCAGGUGAAAACAGUUAUAAGUCUGUUGCAAUUAUGAUGCCCAUUACAACCUUCGUGGUUGCCUGGAUUGAGGCAUUGUUUAUGGACUACCGUGUACUACCUAAGGAGCAGCGAGCCACAAAAACAGUCCAGAAUCAACACAAUCCCCAUGUCAGACAAUACCAGUUUUCAAGAGGAGAACAAGAAGAUGACUUCCACUCACUCUCAGAAUUUGUGGACGGUAUUGAUGAAGGCGAUUACGAUGUAGAUUUGGAUCUUGAAGACAUCAAUCACCUGUCCAGUGAGGAAUACCAGUACGUACAGCAGGGGAUAGACGCUAUGCAGAAUGUGAUAUCUAUGUUGGGUAUGGAAACUGUCUGGAAUAAAGAAAAAAGCAGGGAUGAUGGAGAUGUGUAUACUUUAAAUGGACCAAAUAACAUGAAGAUAUUUAUACUCAAGAUGUCCUUGCCGUGCCCUCCCGAAGUGGUUUACAAGGAGGUGAUACUACAGCCUGAAAGAAUGCCCAGCUGGAACCGUGCAGUCAUCGACUGCCAGGUGUUGAUGAGGAUAAGUGACCACACACUUGUUACAUAUGAUGUCUCAGCAGGAGCAGCUAAUGGCUAUGUCAAACCAAGGGACUUUGUGAAUGUGAGAAGGAUUGAGAAGCAAGGCCAGCGAUACAUCUCAGCUGGGAUGUCCACAUUGCAUGAAAACAAACCUCCGUCCUCCGAUUUUGUUCGGGGUAACAAUGACUCUGGAGGCUUCAUUGUGCAGAAGAAUUCUGAGCAACACAAUGGCUGUUCAUUUAUAUGGAUCCUUAAUACAGACAUAAAGGGCAACAUUCCCCGUUAUUUGGUGAACAAGAGCCUUGCCGAAAUAAUGUUUGCGUUUGCAUCAAGCCUGCGGCAACACCUCAAAGACACGCACACGCAGCAUAGAUCCUCAUCAAGUGAAGUGCCUCGCCACUCUCGGCCGUGAAUUUGAAUUGUGCACAGCCUUUUCUCGGGACAGCUAUGCUCAACUUGUUUUCUUGCUGGUCUUAAGGACGCAGGCUUCUGAAGAUGUCGGCUCUGUUGUGCCAGCAGAGAGUACAAUUAUAUACCCAUAAAGUACUUUUUUAAAUGCAUAACUGAUGUAUUGGCUAGUUUAUUUUGUGAAAAAUUUAGAAAGGGAAAUAACAUGGGUUUGAAUAGUUGAAACUAUUAUGAUAAAGGAAUGCUUUUAGAAUUUAUUUGUGAAUUCUACAUCGUGACAUAUGCACGUUUGCUUUUAUAUAGCGCCGCGCUCGUUGUACUUGAGGUUUUAUGUCCAACGGAAGAAUUACACAUGGCCGUAUGACACAGUAAAUAAAAUAAUACAUUCAUCAUCUCAUUAAUGCCAGUUAUGCUCGUGAAGAUUCCUUCAAAUUAAUAUAAGUUACGAAGUUUGUACAAUGUAUUUUGAAAACGCCAUUCUUCGAUAUUGAGUAUGCAUUACUGUAGAGUACUCUCUCUGUAUUGCAUCGUAUAGAACGGAAAAUGUAUCAUUUACAAAAGAGUAUUAAUUUCAUAGCGAUGGAUUUGUUGAAAUUAUAAAAGCACUAUUACAUUAUAUUCUUGGUUCUUUCGGUAAAGUCACGUAUAAGGAAAACAAUAAAAUAAUAAAAAUAUAAAACAAAAGAACCAAGAAUAUGAAUCCCUGCAGUCACGAAAGCUUUAAAUCAUUAUUACAUUGUUUUGUUGAUUUGCACUAAUUCAUGAGCACAUGACAGAUAUAAGGCACAAAAACUUACAAGUAUGCAAAGCAUGAAAAAAUGCAUGCUUGGAAUUGAACUGAUUGAAAGAACAAAUGAAACGGGGAACAGAUACACAUUAUGGACAUUUGACUGUGAACAAAAGUCAGUGAGAUUGGACAAGACACGCCGCCACGUAUUUUUGCAUGUAUGUUGAACUUCUUUCACACCGUACGCAGCCAAUCGUGCUGAUAGGAGGUACGGGGGAAGGACAACAAGGGAUGGGUUGUAAAUGGUCGAAACUGACAGUCGAAUGGCAGCGAAAAGAGGGGGCACAUUUGAGAUGACAAAUGCUGAUAUUGAGUAUUAAUAUCAGAUCACGUGCAGGAUUAUUUCAUCACGAAAUCGUGAGGGAUGGUGCCUUGAGGAAGCCUUCAUCCAGCAGUAAACAGAUCAUGGCUAAUUAUAUUACACAUUAGUUGUAACUUUUGCGUUGAACUUGAAUUAUGGUGCAUAAUUAUGGAUAUUUUUUUAAAAUAUCCUUCCAUAUACCUGAAAAAAAUCUAUUUUCACAACAUAAACUCUCCUACACAUAACCCAUGAGUUCUAAACUGCAACUGUGUUCAUUCACUCAGGGGACUGAAUUUUCAUGAUCAUUAAGUAGUUUGAAAUGUUAUUUUUUUUAUAAAUACAGAUAAGAUUAAUUAUAUAGUAAACAAACUUCGUACUCUGGAAGCAAUAUUAAUAUAGCACGAAAAUAUGUAUUUAAGUGGCGACAAAUGUUGAAGAUUUUGUAUUCAUACUCUAUUUAUCCAAGGUGGCUGGGUGGCUCAAGGGUCAGAGUACUCGACUGGCACAGGUUUGAUCCUAACUUUGAAUCUGGGUGGUCACCCAAGAUUAAACUUGUUUUCAGUUUAAACACUAGUGGGUUGCACGCUAUCCAGAUCCGAACCCGAGAUCUCAUCUGUGCCAGCUAACAAAACCUGCUCUUUUUUAUUUUUUUACUAAUGUCCACACCAAAUGUACAAUAUUUAUAUUCUUGGUUCUUUCGGUAAAGUCACGUAGAUAGAAAAAAAGAAAAAUAACAAAAAAUAAUAAAUUGAAAAUA
Molecule: messenger RNA, 3517 nt
Organism: Petromyzon marinus (sea lamprey)
Lineage: Eukaryota; Metazoa; Chordata; Hyperoartia; Petromyzontiformes; Petromyzontidae
Product: stAR-related lipid transfer protein 3-like
Biological process (GO): cholesterol transport
Cellular component (GO): lysosomal membrane; endoplasmic reticulum-endosome membrane contact site; late endosome membrane
Molecular function (GO): cholesterol binding
Source: RefSeq, a predicted model, not a curated record